CUUAGGGUGGGUGGUGUGAAUUUUAUUUUGGUUUUUUUCAAUUCUGGAUUUCGUGGACUAAUGAAUUUAAUGUGACCUAUACAAAUAUUCCAAGUAAAAGAUUAAUUUUAUUUAAGUAGAACAAUGUCACAAGUGCUUGGUUAAUUGUGAGAUUCAAAGAGUGCACAGACAGAAUGAAGCAAGAUGUAUCAUAAUCAGUGAUACCAAAAAAUCCUUUCUUUGGAGUUACACAUAAAUUAUGUAGAAUGAACAGACCGCCUUCAACACUUAGUUCCGAGAUUCCAGAACUAUCAACGCGAGCCAAUAAUGAUGCUACACAAGGAACACCCGCCUUGAGGCUGGAUAGAACUAAACCUGCUGGAUCCAAAGACAAUGGACGUGACGGUUCCGAUGAUUUGCUCGACCUCAAAGGAAAGGUGGAAUCUCGCUUACUGUCUAUGUGGAAUAACGUCAAAUUUGGAUGGACAGUUAAACUGAAGACAAGUUUUUCUAAGGAAUCGCCUGUUUGGCUGUUGGGACGUUGUUAUCAUCGAAAAUUAAGUCCAACUGGUUCUCUUGAGUCGUCAACUGAAAUCGGAACUGAAGCAACUGCUCAGCAACCUAUUGAGCAAAUAUAUGGCGAGGGUAUAGAAGGAUUCAAAUCUGAUUUUAUCAGUAAAUUGUGGAUGACAUACCGAAGAGAAUUUCCAACUAUGUCUGGUUCUACAUUUACCACCGAUUGUGGAUGGGGUUGCAUGCUCCGUAGUGGGCAAAUGAUGCUAGCUCAAGCAUUAGUUUGCCAUUUUCUUGGACGUUCAUGGAGGUGGUCACCAGAAAAACCUAUACAGAAUGCAAGAGAAUUUCAAGAAGACUGUCUUCAUCGUAUGAUAAUAAAGUGGUUUGGUGACAAAUCAUCAGUAAAUAGCCCAUUAUCUAUUCAUCAUAUGGUAAGAUUGGGUGAAUCUUUGGGUAAAAAACCUGGUGAUUGGUAUGGGCCUGCCUCUGUGGCACACUGUCUUAAAGCUGUAAUGACAGCAGCUUCCAAAGAAAAUUAUGAGUUUGAUAGUUUAGAAGUAUAUGUUGCUCAAGACUCAACAAUUUAUGUCCAAGAUGUAUAUUCCAGUUGUCAGUUGCCUAAUGGCUGUUGGAAAUCUCUUAUACUUUUAGUUCCUGUUAAAUUAGGUACUGAUAAAUUUAACCCUAUCUAUGGUCCAUGUCUAACUUCUUUGCUGACUUUGGAUUUUUGUAUUGGGAUAAUAGGCGGCAGACCAAAACAUUCAUUAUAUUUUAUUGGUUACCAAGAAGACAGAUUGAUACAUUUAGACCCGCAUUACUGCCAAGAAAUGAUAGAUGUGUGGCAGCCUAACUUCUCAUUACAAACUUUUCAUUGUCGAUCCCCCCGCAAAAUGCCUCUCAGUAAAAUGGAUCCUUCAUGUUGUAUUGGUUUUUAUUUAGGAACUCAGCAUGAUUUUGAGACAUUUGUUAAUAUUAUUACAUCAUUCCUAGUUCCCCAGGGUGUCUCAGCCAAUUUUGAAUAUCCUAUAUUCACAUUGCAUAAUGGAUCUCGUAGCAGCGUUAUGAACCCACCAAAUAUUAGAUAUUCCAUAUAUGAAAAUGAACAAAACUGGGUUACUCCAAACAUUCACGAUAGUGAUACUGAUAUUGAAUCAGAGGAAUUUGUUCUUGUGUGAUGUCAUCUUUCUACCCACAGGUGGAAAGUUGGAAUAGGAGUACUCUAAUUAUGUUAUUUGUAGUAGAAUUCAUGUAAAAAUGCUGUUAUAAUAUUAUUAUUAUUAGAUAGUUAAUGUUGUUAAAACUGAUGAAGUGGUUUUAUGGUUGGCAUGCAUUGUGUCAUAGUCAGCUUAUCGAAAUUGACUACAAAUAGAAAAUAUGUAGUGUAUAAGGUAAGGGCAUUCCCCAAUAUUUAUUAUUAUCUGAAAUCCAAUGGGAAGUCUAAUAUGAUUCCCAUGUGACACAGUCUGUGCUAACCAUUAUACUCUGUAUUUGUUUAUUUACUCUCAGGCUUGGUGUGCAAAGCUAAAAACUUGCCUGUAAACUUACAGAAAGUUAAAGUAAAUACAAAAUGUAAUUAAAAUAAAUAAAGAGUUUUAUUUAAACAUGUACUUAUUAUGUAAAUGUUAAACAAUUUAUUUAAUUUCUACCUGCUAUCACUGCUACUCAUGCAUGUUAAGAAAGUUAGAUCAAAAGAACUCACACACACACACACAAUCCUGAUUUGAAGGUCUAUUCUACUUUGAUCACCUGUAAAAUUUGAUCUAAGUGAAUUUCAUCUUAUUAUCAUCAUGAACUUUAUCCAUGGGUGAUCAAUUAGAACUUAACAGUCCUAUGUAUGUACCGAUAUUAAUACUUAGCUUUUCUGCCAUAAGUGUAUCAUUAAAUUAAUCAUUAUGAAUUAAAGUUUUAAUUAUUAAA
Messenger RNA from Ostrinia furnacalis (Asian corn borer), 2412 nucleotides. It is a transcript of the gene Atg4b, whose product is annotated as Autophagy-related 4b. The record is from RefSeq and is a predicted model, not a curated record. Gene Ontology annotation, cellular component: cytoplasm. NCBI's taxonomy places the organism in Eukaryota, Metazoa, Arthropoda, Insecta, Lepidoptera, Crambidae. Gene Ontology annotation, biological process: piecemeal microautophagy of the nucleus; aggrephagy; protein processing. Gene Ontology annotation, molecular function: cysteine-type endopeptidase activity; protein-phosphatidylethanolamide deconjugating activity. The transcript has a single exon. Bases 246 to 1670 code for a protein of 474 amino acids.